Molecule: messenger RNA, 1291 nt
Organism: Ixodes scapularis (black-legged tick)
Lineage: Eukaryota; Metazoa; Arthropoda; Arachnida; Ixodida; Ixodidae
Product: histone H3
Exons: 1
Coding region: 305-853 (182 amino acids)
Cellular component (GO): nucleosome
Molecular function (GO): protein heterodimerization activity; structural constituent of chromatin; DNA binding
Source: RefSeq, a predicted model, not a curated record
AUUAUUUUACGGAGCCAAGCGCAUAGGCCCUCGCAAGAAAGUCGCCCAAAACAGCAUCCAAGAAUGAACAAGCGCGCUGAUUGGACGAGAGGCGAGCGCGGCCCACUGGAGAAGGUAACGAAUGUUUAUAACCGUGCCGUUUCUAAAAUAACAAGGUUGGGAGUCUAAUUUUUGCUCGAUUCUGUGCUCUAACGUUGGUUCCACAUUAUCCCCACAAGUUUAGAUCACUUCAAUCGUGAAAUAUUGUCCUAGCGAGCCACGUGCGCUGUCCCUCGCAAGAAACUUGCCCAAAACAGCAUCCAGAAUGAACAAGCUCUCUGAUUGGCCGAGAGGCCUUGUCGGGAAGGAAGUUUCGCCACUCGCGCUGAGGCAGUUGGUCGUCAGGAGUCGAGGUGUGUUGCUGUUUGCUAGCUCUCUCGUUUUAUUGUCCCAACGUUUCGGAAUGGCCCGUACGAAGCAGACCGCCCGCAAGAGCACGGGAGGAAAAGCACCGCGCAAGCAGCUGGCUACGAAGGCCGCCCGGAAGAGUGCUCCUGCAACCGGUGGAGUCAAGAAGCCGCAUCGCUACAGGCCGGGCACGGUCGCGCUGCGUGAGAUUCGUCGUUACCAGAAGUCGACUGAGCUGCUCAUCCGCAAGCUGCCCUUCCAGAGGCUAGUGCGGGAGAUCGCGCAAGAUUUCAAGACGGACCUCCGCUUCCAGAGCUCGGCUGUAAUGGCCCUGCAGGAGGCCAGCGAGGCCUACUUGGUCGGUCUCUUCGAAGACACCAACCUCUGUGCCAUCCACGCCAAGCGGGUAACCAUCAUGCCUAAGGACAUCCAGCUGGCUCGUCGCAUCCGCGGUGAACGCGCUUAAUGUCGCUUCUUUGGAAGCGGCAGGCAACGCCACAAAAACGGCCCUCUUCAGGGCCACAUCAGACAUGCUUUUCGGACAUGUGUAAAGCGACGUCCUCCCGUGUCUCAAUCUCCGAUGCUGACUUGUUCCAAGUGCAGGAGUUCAAAAGCUGUGAGUACUUUCUAUUUAUUCUCCCAUUUUGAACUAGUUUGCAUUGUGCCAAGUGCUCCGUUCGCAGUUGCUUCCAACGAUUCCUUCAUGUGUUCCUUGUUUUCUAAAGUGUUGUUGAAUGAAAUAAAUAAAGAAGAAAAAAACCUUUCCCGAGACAUUACAGGGUUCAUUUUCUAGCAAUCAGCGAAUAUCACGAUUAUAGAUUCGACCAACAAAAACCCGUGGAGUAAUUAUCUGUUUUUGAGGGAUGUCCACAACAUUUAUUGCCCUCUGCCGGUUUCGGGGAAA